Messenger RNA from Syngnathus typhle (broad-nosed pipefish), 5525 nucleotides. Its product is annotated as guanine nucleotide exchange factor DBS-like. Gene Ontology annotation, biological process: intracellular signal transduction; positive regulation of Rho protein signal transduction. Bases 242 to 3706 code for a protein of 1154 amino acids. The transcript has 32 exons. Gene Ontology annotation, molecular function: protein binding; guanyl-nucleotide exchange factor activity. NCBI's taxonomy places the organism in Eukaryota, Metazoa, Chordata, Actinopteri, Syngnathiformes, Syngnathidae. The record is from RefSeq and is a predicted model, not a curated record. Gene Ontology annotation, cellular component: extrinsic component of membrane; cytoplasm.
AGCGUUUCUUGUAGUUGUUGUACUAGGUUCAUCUUGUUUUUCCUUUUUAAUCACUUCACGGUUCUCUUAUAUCAAACAAAUUAUUUUAGGUGUAUUACCUGACAUGUUUCGGCGGUUUCUUCCGCCUUGAAGUGGUUUCUUGUAGUUGUUUACUGCUGUCGCUGCGGUCUGCCUCUUUCAGGCCGUGAGACGCAUAUGAGGAAGACGGUCCACUAGGUUAGGUCCUUUUCAUAGCACCAGGAUGGGAACAACACUGUCUGUGGAAGAUGAGCUGGAGCAGACGCCGAAGGUGCUGUCAACAGUCAGUGAUAAAAUUUUGCAGACAGACGAUUUUCCUCUGUGUGCUGCACAAAUUGGCACCGAACUCCAGAAGCAGUUUGCCGCCCUGCCAGGAGGCCGCGGGACUGAUGGCAGCCCUAUCAUCAUCUUCCCAGAAUUCCCAACUUUCAGCGAACUGGAAGAGGACGAAAUCAAAAAUGUGCUUAACUACCUCACAACUGUGCCCAGCAUUGCCGCAUCAGGAAUAGGAUUCAUUCUAGUCAUUGACAGGCGACUGGACCGAUGGGCUGCUGUAAGGGCUACCCUGCUUCGAAUCGCAGGAUCCUUCCCAGCGACUGUAAACUUGGUUCUGGUGUUGCGUCCCACUACUUUGCUGCAGCGGGCACUGUCAGACUUCCUCUUCAAGUUCAACAAGGAUGAGUUCAAAAUGAAGCAGGUGGUCAUGCUGAGUUCGGUGACCGAGCUCCAUGCCUAUAUCGACCCAGGACAACUAACCACAGAAUUGGGGGGCGCACAAGAAUACUGCCAUGAAAGCUGGAUUUCACACCGCACUGCAAUUGAAGCAUUUGCACUGAUGGUGAAAACGACGGCUCACACUCUACAGAACUUUGGCACCGAGCUUGCAGAAACCGAAUUGCCCAAUGAUGCUGAGGCCACCACCAGUCUGCUGCACUCACAUUCUCUCAAAAAAGACAAAAUGAAGGAGGACCUACGGGUGUCUCAGUCACAAGGCGCCCGUCUCUUGGAUUAUAUUAAUGAGCCUUUUCAGACUGAUACGGAAUACCUUAUGACCCAUGAUGAACUGGAAAACUUAGCCACUGUACAGCGACUCUUGGGUCAACUGGACGAGACAGAGACGGCAUUUGACGAUUUCUGGGAACGCCACCGUUCCAAGCUGGAACAAUGUUUGCAACUUCGACGAUUUGAGCAGCACUUCCGUGAAGUGCGCUCCCAACUUGAUGCAACGUCGGAACGGUUAUGCGGUUUCUCAGAGGUCAGCGUAAAUCCCUCCCAUGCUGAGCACGUCCUCCGUGAGCUCAGUAGUCAUGAAGAAAAAGCCUGUGAUGUUCUGGAUUACGCAUUGUCGCUUGCCAGCGAAGGCGACGGACUGAUCGAGAACGCUCACUAUGCGGAGGACUCCAUACGGCCCAAGUGCUGUGAACUGAGGGCAGUAUGUGAGGUGAUCAGUUCGACUCUGAGGGACAAGAAGAGCUUUCUUCUAACGGCGAUGGAACUCCACCAUGCCUUGGAGAAGGCCUCCCGUUGGUGCGAAGAGGGGAUUUAUCUGCUGGCGAGCCAGCCAGUGGACCGAUGUCAGUCUCAAGAUGGAGCUGAGGCUGCUCUCCGAGAAUUAGAACGCUACCUGGAAACUGCACCACUGCACACCCUCAUCGACUGCAGCGCUAUCUGCUGCCAGUAUGAAGCGGUGCUCACCACUCAGCUCAGGGACCAGGUAGAGAGAGUUUUUCAGAAGCAAGGUUCUGUCCAGGAGAUGUUUGAGAAGAGACGCAUCAGUCUGAAAAAGCUUGCUGCCAAACAGACGCGACCAGUUCAGCCAGUGGCUCCAAGACCGGAAAUCAAAUCUCCACAGGCAUCUCCCAAUCAACAGAGAAAAGAGAGGAGAUACUCUGCAGAUAAUGCCCUCUACAGAAAGGUGGAGUCUCCCAUACCCAACGGUGGCACCAGACAUGCCUCCCUCUCCGAGGAAGACGAAAACUUGGCAGUGCUGCGACGUCACGUGAUGAAUGAACUGCUGGAGACUGAGAGAGCAUAUGUGGAGGAGCUCCUGUGCGUUUUAGAGGGCUACGCGGCAGAAAUGGACAAUCCCUCCAUGGCGCACCUCAUUCCUAGUAUGCUGCUGAGCAAGAAGGACAUCUUGUUUGGGAACAUGUCAGAAAUCUACCAGUUUCACAAGCGGACAUUUUUGAAAGAACUUGAGGCUUACACAAACUGUCCUGAACUUGUGGGCCACUGCUUUUUAGAACGAAUGAAGGACCUACAGAUCUACGAAGCUUACUGCCAGAAUAAACCUCGCUCUGAGAGUUUAUGGCGGCAGUGCUCGGAUUGUGCCUUCUUCCAGGAGUGUCAGAAGAAGUUGGAACAUAAGCUUGGAUUGGACUCCUACCUCCUUAAACCUGUCCAGAGAAUCACCAAAUACCAGCUGCUGCUAAAGGAAUUGUUAAAAUACAGUAAAGGUUGUGAUGGCUGUGAUGACCUUCAGGAAGCUCUCUCUUCCAUUUUGGGCAUCCUGAAAGCUGUCAAUGACUCCAUGCAUCUCAUUGCCAUCACAGGAUACGAGGGUAACCUGUCAGAGCUGGGUCGCUUGCUGAUGCAAGGCUCCUUUAGCGUGUGGACGGAGCACAAGAAAGGACAUGCCAAGGUCAAGGACCUAGCCAGGUUCAAGCCCAUGCAGCGGCAUCUGUUCUUGCAUGAGAAGGCCCUGCUCUUCUGCAAGAAGAGGGAAGAGAACGGCGAGGGAUAUGAAAAAGCUCCGUCUUACAGCUUCAAACACUCUCUCAACAUGAGUGCAGUGGGAAUUACAGAGAGUGCUAAAGGAGACAGCAAGAAGUUUGAGGUUUGGUGCAAUUCACGAGAGGAAGUUUUUAUUGUCCAGGCUCCAACAUUUGAGAUCAAAACAUUGUGGGUGAAUGAGAUUCGCAAAGUUCUUACCCAACAGCUCAAAGCCUGCAGAGAUGCCAGCCAGCAGAAGAGCGAUUCCCCAAACCACACCGCCAACUGCUCCAUCUCCCUCAGUUCUUUUCGGAGCAGCAGUCAAAAGAACCAGAAAAAGCAGGAGGAAAAGAAGGCAGAGGCCAUCCCCGUGUCCGACAGCAACUCUAUGCUUGCCAAACACAAAGAUGAGACGGUGACAAGUCCAACCGCGGACAGGUCCUCAGUGGCUAAAAAGCGUUUUACUUUGCAGGGCUUCAGCAAUCUCAAGAGUCCAAAAGCCUCUCACAUCAGUCUGAGCAAAGUCAAAUGGGCCAGCGCCUCUAGUCUGUUACAGAACAAGCGGCGAGGCUGGACUAAAGUGUCGCUCUCGGUGGAUGCCUCUGAAGAGAACGAUGGAUACUCCAGUGGUGAGGAGCCAUUGAACUCUGACACGGAGGAAGAUGCAGGACAGAAGCUGAUUCCAGGAAAGUACACGGCAGUGGCAGACUCUGAGAAGGCAGGACCUCAGGAGCUGUCAGUCAAGAGCGGAGACAUGGUGCAGCUCAUCAGAGAGGGAGAGGAGGGCCAGUGGUUUGUGAGGAACCUUCGCAGCAGCAAGGAGGGCUGGAUGGCCCAUGCAAACCUACUCGGCCUAAUUUCUGACUCCAAGUCAUCUCAGUCAAUCAGCAGCUCAGAUGACAGUGUCUCUGGAAACCUGAGCACUUCCUCCAGCUGCAGUGAGACCUACACCAGCUUCUCAGACAUCAAACCUUGACCUAUCCAGCAUCACAGGCAACCAAGUGCUGCGACAUCAACAAUCGUCACCAGUGUUUUAGCUGAGUGUUAUAUGCUCAUUACAGUCUCUAUCUGUUCAAUUAUGUAGCAUUGACGUGGACACGUCUCAAGAAUGUCUGCGCUGGAUAUUUAAAAAAUACUGCUGGCAGUGAGUCACGGCGAACACAAUUUUCCUGAGAAUAGCAGAGGUGGCAUUUAGUGUUCCAUGUCAAUCAGCACUGUGAAAACUGCCAAUGAGCUGCAACUAGCAUCUAUUGACUUGCAGCACAAGGGCACGAAGAGUCCGCAAAACGUAUCCGAAUAGGCUUCUCUGAUACAUUUGCAGCUGUUCCUAUCAAUAUUAAAUGCUACGCUGCUGGAAUCACCAGCACCAUCUAAUGGUCAGACGCUUCUCUACUUUCCACAAAGUAAUCUGAGAGGAUGUGGACAUUGUUCCUUGGAGAGAGUUUGCCGGGCUCACCUCUCAGCUGCUCUGGAUUAACCUCUGAGGCAGCACAGGGCUGGCAGGUGUGACUACAUUCCAGCCCCGCUUGGACUAAAGUCUCGUGUGCACGUUCUCGCACAUCUACAUGCAAAUUUGCUUUUCAGAACAAACCGUACAUGCUUGGUAUCGGAUUUAAAUGUAUAGCUUCAUUAGGAACACUCAAGGAAUUGUUUCAAAUACUGCUUAUCCAUCUCCGGUUUGCACUACUUAGCAAAAUAACAGGCUUUCUCCCAUUGUGCUGCUCCCAGCCCAACUCAGGCAUGUGAUAGUCGUCACUUCUCUUAAAGCAACGAGACCCAGACCGGCUCAGCUUGUUUGUCCCAUCAGCCUGACAAACCUCUUAUUUCUUUACUACAGUCCUGUCAUGUAACAGACAGGAAGGUGCAAACAAUAUGAGAUCUACAUACAAACACGGUUGGUUAUGAGGAGGUUGGUUACGAUGCACCUCAACUUGCGACAACCAUUGUGAGAAAGGAAAGUUCAAUCAUUUUCAUUGUUGAGACUUGCAGUCUCAACAAUGAAAAUGCCUCCUACCUUGUUUGACAACCAUUUUUUUUCCUCCAACCCGCUACAUUUAUUGUACUCGCACGUUUGUUUACCAUCCAUGUUAUGCGAGGCACCCAAAUCCAAUGCAGCUCACUGGCAGUAAAAGCAGCCCCACCUGUUUAUUGCUUGGAAUCAGGUCUAUCCGUCUUGUGACAAGCCCGUGUGACAGUUAUCAGCGUUUUUGAUAAUGUAGGCUCCCUGUUUUUGUUGAGAAUCACUUGAAGCGAUUUUUUUUCCUCAGUCCAAUGUAAUUGUCCACAGCAGAAUGCAUGUCUUCUCUGUAUAUGGACUUGACGUCUCACAUGCUAAAUCUGUGGCUGUCACUGUGUGUUGGUAGUUCUAAUGCAGAAAUGUCGCUCUUGUACUGUCUUCUGACAAAUACCUCACCUCAAUUGCUAGGCGUGAAUAGUCGAGAAUAUUUUUGUGAGUGUCCCCCCCAGGAAAACAUGUUACCAGCCAUUGUUGUACAUUUGGGGUGUUUAUUUUCUGCCCUCAUAUGAAUGCUGACACACACACUAGUUGUUAGUGUUUGAUCACAGUCAGGCAAUUUGUACUGUCAACAUGGAGGCUGAAGAGAUUUUGUUUAUAUUUUGUACUUUCUUUUUACACAGCACAUUGCAGCCCCCACAAUCUUUAUUUUCCUACUGUAUAGCUACGGACUAUGGCAUUGAUAUAAAGCUAUUAUCUCUGUAUAUUUGUAAAUAUGUAAUUGUGUAUUGUAUGUAAAAUCAGAAGCAGCUUUAAUAAAGUCAGAUGGUUUCCUCUUUUA